Molecule: messenger RNA, 2790 nt
Organism: Pristis pectinata (smalltooth sawfish)
Lineage: Eukaryota; Metazoa; Chordata; Chondrichthyes; Rhinopristiformes; Pristidae
Gene: cfap97
Product: cilia and flagella associated protein 97
Exons: 4
Coding region: 153-1535 (460 amino acids)
Biological process (GO): spermatogenesis
Source: RefSeq, a predicted model, not a curated record
AGGAUCAGAGGGGGUGUAACGGAGGGGAGGGGGUGAGUGACGGGGCUGACGUGAACGUGACGUGACGUGCUGGGCUCAGAGGCCGGGUGACGGGCUCAGAUUGUGAGGCCUGUGGAGCAGCGGCGCUGUCUCGGCCUGGGCAGCCGGCGCCGAUGGACAGCGACGCGACCCUCGACGGGGAGGUGGAUCACUCCUUCUUCGACAGCGACUGCGAGAGGGAGCGGGCGAGGCGGCGGAGCCGUGACGGCGACCCGGGCCAGCGGUCUCCCAGCCCGCCGGCAGAGGGAGCAGUGGCAAGGCCACUCAACCAGGAGUCCUCGGCAGGGCCGAGGCGGCUGGCGAGUGCGGCCUCGUCCCCUGCCACCUCGGUCUCCCGCUCGUCGUCGUCGUCGUCGUCCAGCGGGGAGUUCGCCCGCUUCCGAACGAGGAGCCCCAGCGACAGCAGCAGCAGCUCAGGCCAUGACGAGGCCGGGGAUCGGACUGGCCCCGACCGCAGCCCCAGGACCGUGCCGGCCAGCCGCUGGCUACAUAGGGCUGGCGAGGCUGCUCAGUCAGAUCCGGCUUCUAGCUCCGAUUCGGACGUCGGCAGCUCCGUCUCGGGUCGAGCAUCGUCCUCCUCGACUGAGAAGCGGCCUUCGUCCUUUUCCACUGCUCAGUGGAAAACUAGGCCUUCAGCCAAGACAAGGAAAGGCCGCAGCCACGACUUAUGCCGGACCAAGAAACGGCUUGAAGACACAGAGGGUACUGUGACUGACGUGACUCCGCUCUCCAGCCCAGAGUGCAGCCCCAUUCACUCGAUGGAGCGGUGUGAGGAACCCAAGCCCAAACCCUGCAGGAAAAAGAACAACAAAAAACAAGAAAACGUCAGUCAGGCAAUCUACAGCAGUCUGGACCCGUUGAGCUUUGAUAAAGAGAAAGGUGAAGGAGUGCAAAAGACACGGAGACAGAAGAAACCAAGGGAAGCUAAACCCUGCAAUCCCAAUUCAACGGCAAAUUCUGUGGAGUCCAAGAGACCGGAUCAAAGACGUGGCCAGAAAGUACUCAAUGAUGCCACUGAUCUGAACCAGUUGUUGAAAGCUAUGAUGCAUUUAGAAAAGAAAGAGCUGCGAAAAAUAGUUUCUGAUUUUCCAGAACAAAGACGAAGGAAAAACUACACUUUCAGUAAUGAGGAAGCAAAGCGAAUUGAUCGUGAAAAUCAGAGAUUGUUACAAGAACUAACCCGAAAAGCCACAAGACCUGCAGUCAAUAAACCAAAGAAAGUUUCAGCUGCGACAGUCCGAGUCUACCACAGUACUCUGAACAGACAGCGGGAGCAGGAGAGAAUUGAAAGAGAGAACUUGGCCUUUCUGAAGAGAUUGGAGGCAGUGAAACCAACUGUUGGACUAAAACGCUCUACUCAGCUGUUUGAUUACCAGCGACAGAUGUCAUUCAUGGAGUCCUAUUCUCAACAAAGCAGGCCAUCAACAAGAGGGAGCAUGUCAAGACUCAGUUCAAGGUCAUCAGUCCACAAGACUAUUCAUCCAUUGUCUAAUUGAAGUGCCUGAGAUUCAGAUAAGCUACUCAUCUGUUUUGAGCAGUCUGGAGAAAUAUUGGACUGGAUUUAACUUGUUACAGUUGAAGUGACCAUGUAUUCUGUGGCUGCUCUAUGUUUGAGACCAUUCUUAAACUGUAUUUUAAACAAAAACCUAGACUCAAUGUUUCUGUUAAAUUGAGUGUCUUUGAAAUGUGUAUUGUGAUAUAUCUGCUAAUAUGUUUUGUACAGUGAUCUUGAACUUUUUUGUAAUUGAACAAUAAUCUGCAUAAUUUAGUCUGUUUCUAAUAAAGUGAAAUUUACAGUUCUUUGAAAAUUUUGCAGUACAACAUUGUGUUAUGUGUUGUUGAAAAUUCUUAAAUUGAUUUUGCAACUGGACUGAAAAUGCAGUUAAAUAUAAUUGCAUUCUUUGUUUGGCUUGAACAGAUAUAUCUAUUCUGUAUAUGAUGGAGAAAUUGUUUUAAACUAGCAAUGUAAUAGGUAUAGUGAGCAUUGUCCUUCACACUGAGCUUGUGCUUCUCUUGCUAGAAUAUUCAGUUCUUGAGAAAUGUAUCUUUGCCAAACUUGUGCACUGACCUGUAUAAGCACUGUGCUAACAAUGAGCUUAAGACCACUGUGUGGAAAGAAAGUGCAGUUCAUGAGGUAAAUAUGCAAUUGAAGAAAAUAAAAUUUCAAUCAUUUUUUUUCCUGGGGUAUGGUGAAUGCCACCAAGAUCUUAUAUGUUUGCACUAAAGGGGUUGUUUAUAAGAGCACUUGUUUCUGAUCUUGGAUGUUGUAUCAGACUAGAGCCCUGACAAAUAACCACCAAUCCAUUCCAUGAGCAUCUACACCAAUAACAAAUUCAGCUAAAACUACAAAUCCAAUACCAAAUGUUGGAAAGUGCCAUCUCAGUUGGGAUAAUUUGUCCCUUUCAGAAACCUAUUAAACAUCUGUUUAUGUAAUGAAGUAACAUAUAGCAAUUGUAUAUUAAAAUCGAUAGCUUUGACAGUGUUAAUUUAACAGCAUGCCUUGUUUGAAUAGACAAAAGAGUUUUCAGGUUCAUUUGUAAGGUUCUUAACUGGCCACAUGACAUUCCAAAGUGUUUCAUAGAUAGUAAGUUACUGUUUUGCAAUAUUGAAAUGUGGACAAAACCAGAUUGUAUCACAUGGAUGUAUUAAUUGUUCGAUUACACUGACUAAUUUAUAAUUAUAAACUAUCAGCACUACUUGUAUUUGAUUACAUUCUAAUAUUGAACAUUAAUAAAUGCACAAUUUCUUAGA